Molecule: messenger RNA, 802 nt
Organism: Papaver somniferum (opium poppy)
Lineage: Eukaryota; Viridiplantae; Streptophyta; Magnoliopsida; Ranunculales; Papaveraceae
Exons: 2
Molecular function (GO): nucleic acid binding; RNA-DNA hybrid ribonuclease activity
Source: RefSeq, a predicted model, not a curated record
AUGAUUCACGCAUUCAGAUUGGAGUUUGAAAAGCACACCAAUAACGUGGUUGAAUAUGAAGCUGUAGUGCAUGCUCUGAAGUUAAUAUUGGAAUUAGGAAUAUCAAAUGUCCGACUAACUAGUGAUUCACAGCUAGUGAUCAAACAGAUUGACCUCCAAUACCACACUUUAGACGAGACAAUGGAAGCAUAUAUGAAUAUGGUUCAAAAACUCGCGUCUCAAAUUGAAGACAUUACUUUUAGACACCUAUCUAGAAAAGACAAUAGACAUACAGAUGCCCUUGCAUUCAUAUCAUCCAUGCUGAGAGAUCCAGAAGUAGAGGAAAUAAAAAUUGGGAGGAUAUACGAACCAUCAAUCCAACAAACUCCACUUGUUGCAGUUACAGCUGAAAGUGAAGAUGAGGCCAUCAGAGAAUACAUACAUGAUGAAGCAGAUACGGAGAUGCCAGAUCCCGCACAAGAAAGAAUAACCCCGAAUAAUCCUAUCUAUCAUCCCAUACCAAUUCACUCUUUUCUAGAAGAUGAAACACUUCCUACGGGAUAUUUGGAGGCCAGAAAAGUCGCAAUGAAAGCAACUAACUACCAACUCCGAGAUGGGAUUCUGUACAAAAAAACCUUUUUAGGGCCAUUGUUACGAUGCUUAUCAAGAAGUGAAGGCUACGAAAUAUUGAAAGAUAUACACUAUGGGGAUGCAGCAAAUCAUGCAGCAAGAAGAUCACUAGCAUUAAAAGCCAAAGCACAAGGAUACUACUGGCCGACAAUGAAUGCCGAUGCUGCGGACAUGUCAAAAAGAUGCGAAGAAU